AUGAGCUUGACUGGACCAGCAGAAAUCAAGAAUUUACAUGGUCACGAUGACGAUGAAGACGAACUUGUCUUUCACAUCAACGGCGAUAACCUGGAGAAGAUCCCCGUGUUCAUCCGGAAUCACCCACCGAUGGAUGGGGCGACGACACUCGAGAAUACGUUGACCUGUCCUGUCAAGUAUUUGUGCAAGACAAACCCAACAAUGGUCGUCGACAAUUUCUGCUUCAUCCUUGAUGGCGAUGCGAUUCCGGUGGAGCCGUUGGUUGGCGACAAAACAUUUUGGAAGGAAACGAGCACGACGGCACGGUUCUUCUAUUCUGAAUCGCUGAAGACCUUCCAUCAGGUGACGCUGUUAUCCUGGCGCGGCGCUGCGCGUGGCGCGUAUAUUCGAAGCAAAAUAAGGGGCGGCGGGCUGGUCAAGGUGGACUUGGAUCGGAUUUUUAAGGUUACUAGAUACUUCAGCUAUUGGCGCAGCUGCAAAAGCUUCCACCGCAUCAUCAGCGUCGUCGUCCCGCUCACCAAGGAGGGCGAAGGCUGGUGCGGCUUUAGUUCUCGUGUUUUUGUGCAAUAUUUCUGGAGGAGCAACAAGGCAAGCGAUAAGGAGCGUGUACUGGAGGAAUAUCUCUCCCAUUAUGAGCAGAUGGAG
Mesorhabditis spiculigera is the source of this 645-nucleotide messenger RNA. NCBI's taxonomy places the organism in Eukaryota, Metazoa, Nematoda, Chromadorea, Rhabditida, Rhabditidae. The record is from the annotation of a GenBank genome assembly.